AUGGGGAAGGGAAAGAAUAAAUCAAAUGAAGAUAGACCAAACAAGAGUCGAACUUCAAAUGGCCACAAAUCAAAGCAACACCAUAUACGAAAGGGCAAACAAGAAGUAGCAGCAUCAUCGCUAAACCCUCUUCCUGUACCCAGUUCAUCGCUAACAGGUUCGCCCGAUGCCAUAGCUCAACCACCACAAUCAAAACACAAAUUCCCUACCAAGUUAGCAAUGUGGGACUUUGACCACUGUGAUCCCAAACGAUGCAGUGGAAAGAAGCUUGAACGAUUAGGGCUUAUAAAGAAUCUCCGUGUGGGUCAGAAAUUUCAAGGUGUUGUUGUGAGUCCCAAUGGUAAAUCGACCGUUUGUCCUAAUGAUGUGGAAAUAGUUGAAGAAAACGGAGCGGCAGUGGUUGAAUGUUCAUGGGCAAGAUUAGACGAGGUGCCCUUUGGCAAAAUCGGCGGUAAGCAUGAACGUCUUUUGCCGUACUUGGUGGCUGCUAAUCCUGUCAAUUAUGGCCGUCCGUGGAAAUUAAAUUGUGUUGAGGCUCUAGCUGCUUGUUUUGCCAUUGUUGGCCACUUGGACUGGGCUGAGCUAUUGCUUGAGAAUUUUUCUUGGGGAUUGACAUUUUUGAAAAUCAAUGAAGAGUUGUUGCAAGUGUAUCAGCAAUGUACUGAUUCAGAGUCGGUGUUGAAGGCCCAGGAUGAGUGGUUGGAUAAGAUUGAAAAGGAGGCGAAGGAGAGAAAGGCACAGGGGCAGAGUGAGGAUAUAUGGAUGAUGGGGAAUGUGAAUAGAAACAACAAUGGAUUGGAUGACGAAGAAGAUGAAGAUGAAGAGAAUGAGUCAGAGGAGGAGGAAGUAGUGGAGUAUGAUAAUUUGGGCAACGUGAUUUUGAGAAAGAAAGUCGAUGCUCUAGGGAACAUUAUAGACGAUACGAAUGAUGUGGGUGAAGUUGAGUACGAUGCAUUGGGCAAUAUUGUACUGGGUCAAAAAAGAGAUGAAAAUGACACCGAGUCCGAUGAAGAGAUUGUUUACGAUAAAUUGGGGAACAUUGUCACCAAGAACGAACUACCCAACAUGUUAAACUCAUUAAGUAUAUAG
Lodderomyces margitis is the source of this 1089-nucleotide messenger RNA. Its product is annotated as ribosome biogenesis protein TSR3. Gene Ontology annotation, molecular function: rRNA small subunit aminocarboxypropyltransferase activity. The record is from RefSeq and is a predicted model, not a curated record. Gene Ontology annotation, biological process: maturation of SSU-rRNA. NCBI's taxonomy places the organism in Eukaryota, Fungi, Ascomycota, Pichiomycetes, Serinales, Debaryomycetaceae. Bases 1 to 1089 code for a protein of 362 amino acids. The transcript has a single exon.